This is a messenger RNA of Aegilops tauschii subsp. strangulata, 366 nucleotides long. NCBI's taxonomy places the organism in Eukaryota, Viridiplantae, Streptophyta, Magnoliopsida, Poales, Poaceae. The record is from RefSeq and is a predicted model, not a curated record.
AUGGCGGGGAAGAGGCGGAGGAGGCGGAUCCGGGGCCGGGGAGACCUCCUCCGGCCGGAUCCAUGGCCGCCGGGGUCGGGGCAGACGACGGUGCUCGAAGGCGGCGGCUCCAGCGGCAUGGCGGCGAAGGCGGGCGGCGGGGAGGCGCCGGCGACGAGGCGGCGGAUGGCGGGGCGGUUCCCGGCGCGGGGCGGCGAGGUCGCGGCCGGAGCGACGAGCGGCGGGACCGGGGCGGCGGGGUUGGAGGGCGCGGCCUCCGGCGAGGACUCGGGGUCGCCGGCGCGGCGAGGUGGCGGGGCGGCGACGGCGGGGCCGGCGACGGGCGGAGCGAUGGGCGGUGGAGAAAUGUUCAUCUCCUAUUCCUAA